Messenger RNA from Penicillium maclennaniae, 1038 nucleotides. RefSeq lists its product as uncharacterized. Lineage: Eukaryota; Fungi; Ascomycota; Eurotiomycetes; Eurotiales; Aspergillaceae. The transcript has a single exon. Gene Ontology annotation, biological process: fatty acid metabolic process. The coding region runs from base 1 to 1038 and encodes 345 amino acids. Gene Ontology annotation, molecular function: oxidoreductase activity, acting on the CH-OH group of donors, NAD or NADP as acceptor; NAD+ binding. The record is from RefSeq and is a predicted model, not a curated record.
AUGCCCGAAUACAGACACCAUAUUGCCCUCCUAGGAGUAGGCACCAUCGGUCUCUCAAUGCUAGCCCUCCACCUCCGCCGGCCCGACACAAAAGUAACCGUCUUCGACCCACGCCCAGACUAUGAAGUUCUCCUUCGCGCCCAGCUCCCUUCCUUCCUAGACACAACUCUAUCAGGAUCCCAACCCGAUUCACAAAAUGCAAUCACUGCUCUGAUCGAAUCGUCCCGCCUCUCAUUGGCAGCAUCCAUUCAAGACGCCGUACACGGCGCAACAAUCAUCCAAGAACAGACGCCGGAGAAACUGGACUCGAAACAGGCUCUUUGGAAGGAGGUUACGAGGUUUGCGGACCCGGAGGCUCAUCUUUGGAGUAGUUCUUCUGGGAUUGCAGCUUCAAUGCAGGUUGCGGAGUGUGAGCAGAAUGUGAAGGAGAGGUUGGUUGUUGCGCAUCCAUUUAACCCGCCUCAUUUGAUGCCUCUUGUUGAGAUUGUACCUGGAGAAUACACGCGAUCGGAGCGUGUGGAAUUUGUGAAGGCUUAUUUCGAGUCUGUGCCUGGUCCUUCGCAUCUGCCUGGUUCGAAGGAUUCGCGGGACCAAGGACAGUAUUAUCGGCCUGUCGUGCUGCAAAAGGAGGUUCCUGGGUUCGUGGGCAAUAGGCUUGCUUUUGCGCUGAUGCGGGAGGCGUGUUAUCUUGUUGGAGAGGGGGUGGUAUCGGCUCGAGAUCUGGACUCGAUUGUCACUUCUAGUCUGGGACCGAGGUGGGCUGGGAGUGGUGUUUUUGAGAGUUAUCAUGCUGGUGGUGGAGAGGGUGGUAUUAGUGGGUUCUUGGACAAGUUGGCGCCGACUAUGAAGGAUGUUUGGGGGUCUCUGGGACAGAUUGAUAUUCAGACGGAGGGAGGCGAAGAGAAGUGGAGGGAUGUUGUUGUUCGAGAGACGGAGAAGGCAUAUGGCCCUUGUACUUCGGAAGAAACACGGCAGAGAAAGGAGGUGAUGUUGCGGGGGACUAUUGAGAUGCAGCAGCAGUGCUGGAGUAAGGAGUGA